AUGGCGACCAAUUUGCUGAUAAAUCCUGUAAAACUGCGCUUUUAUAUAGAAAGAUACAGAAAGGAGAAUAAAUUGAUAAAUGUGCGAGAAACGUUUGUGCCUACUACUUAUACAAAAUCGUUGACUGGUAAAUUCUAUGCGAAGCACGAUGCUUUCUCUCCGUUGGACGUUAGACAGGACGAUAUCAAUUUGAUUAAACGACAGAUGCAGAUGAUACCCACAGACAUUUAUUCAUUCAGACCGCCGACAGUAAACAUGGAAUACGGCUGGUUCGCUGCAUCACUUAUACCCAUUUCGAAAGAUCCAAGAUUACUCUUCUCCAGAAAACAAUCGGAUUUCGUCACGAAUGAACUCUUACGUCGAAAACUACAAAAAGGUCUUCCGGAAAAACGAUUUUCUGGCGUGCCAUUUAGAACAUAA
Molecule: messenger RNA, 420 nt
Organism: Cyphomyrmex costatus
Lineage: Eukaryota; Metazoa; Arthropoda; Insecta; Hymenoptera; Formicidae
Exons: 2
Coding region: 1-420 (139 amino acids)
Source: RefSeq, a predicted model, not a curated record